Lucilia sericata (common green bottle fly) is the source of this 1058-nucleotide messenger RNA. Its product is annotated as probable peroxisomal acyl-coenzyme A oxidase 1. The transcript is spliced from 4 exons. NCBI's taxonomy places the organism in Eukaryota, Metazoa, Arthropoda, Insecta, Diptera, Calliphoridae. The record is from RefSeq and is a predicted model, not a curated record. Gene Ontology annotation, biological process: lipid homeostasis; fatty acid beta-oxidation using acyl-CoA oxidase. Gene Ontology annotation, molecular function: FAD binding; fatty acid binding; acyl-CoA oxidase activity. Bases 300 to 1058 code for a protein of 252 amino acids. Gene Ontology annotation, cellular component: peroxisome.
GAGCUGUAAUUAGUUGACUAUUUGAAAUCGCGAAGAGAAGAAGUGUUUAUUAAAAUAAAAUUAAUAAAAAUAUUUGUUUUCAAAUUUACUUUUACUUAAUAAUAUCAUUUGAUUAACAAAAAAAUUAAUUUGUUUUUAAAAAAUGACCACAGAAAUAUCGAUUGUUCCCAAAACUAUAAAUCCCGACAUUGCCAAAGAACGUCAGAAUGCCACAGUUAAUAGUGAAGAAAUUGCUCAAUGGUUUUAUGGCGGUGCUGAAAAAUUAAAAACAAAACGUGAACUUGAACACAUUCUCUUCGAUGAUCUUGAAAAGGGUUAUGGUCUCAAACAUGAAUACCUUGAUCAUGUGGGUGUUUAUAAUCGAGCCGUUUGAGCAAGUAACUAGCACAGCUAAAAAAUUACGCAAAUUACAACAAGAACGUAAUCCGGGAGGAGAUGAAAUAUGGCCAAAAAUGUUAUAUGGUCUUCACAGUCAUGGUCUAUUUCCUGCCAAUAGUCCCCUCUCCACUCACAUCACAAUGUUUGUGGAUGUUAUAAAAGGUCAAGGUACCCCCGAACAAAUUGAGAAAUGGGGUAAAGCUGCUGAGAAUUGUAAUAUAAUUGGUACCUAUGCUCAAACUGAACUGGCGCAUGGCACCAAUGUCAGAGGUAUACAAACACGAGCAGAUUAUGAUCGUAAUACGGAAGAGUUUGUUUUGAAUACACCUUGCUUGCAGGCCUACAAAUGGUGGCCAGGAGGAUUGGGUCAUACUGCUAAUCAUGCCAUGGUUGUGGCACAACUCUACAUUGAUGGCCAGCAUAAAGGUAUACAAAUGUUUAUUGUGCAAUUGCGUGAUUUGGAGACACAUAUGCCUUUGCCCGGCAUCGAUAUUGGUGAGAUUGGUAAAAAGGUGGGCAUGGCUGCUGUUAAUCAAGGCUUCCUGGGUCUGAAAAAUGUACGCAUUCCACGCACGAAUAUGUUAAUGAAAAAUGCUAAAGUUAUGCCAGAUGGUUCAUUUCAACAAAGUCCUGCCUCAAAAUUGUCCUACAUGACUAUGGUCUAUACGAGAUGUUUAUAG